AUGUUUCGCCGCGUUGAGGAUCCGAUGGUCGCCUUGCAGUCGGGGCCAGAGAACCGGGAAUCCCAGGCGGUGGAGAGAGUUGCUGGUUUGGCUGAAGUGUGUAGUUCGGCAGCUUGGCUGGGUGAAGUUGAGUGGCGCCGAAUCGUGCCCAUUGGCAUCUUGAUGGAGCGGUUUCGCCGCGUUGACGGCCUGAUGGUCGCUUUACAGUCGGCGCUAGAGAACCGGGAACCCGAUGCGGUGGGGAGAGUGGCUGUUCAGGACGAAGCGUGUAGUUUGGCAGGUUGGCUGGGUGGCGUUAAACCGAGCGGAAUCGUGGCAGGCGGUGCGUUGCGAAGUUGUGUGGCUUGUCAGCAUGGCGGGGAGAUGGAUGACGGCCGUUUGGGAGUUUCAUGCAGGGCAGGAGAGAUAAUGAGCCGAUGGGAAGGUGAACAAGUGGAGGUGUCGCGCCUACGGCGGCAGUGGGAUAGGAUGAUCGUUGGAGACAUCCUAGAUUGGAGCUGCGAUGUGCGUUGCGAAGUUGUGUGGCUUGUCAGCAUGGCGGGGAGAUGGAUGACGGCCGUUUGGGAGUUUCAUGCAGGGCAGGGUGAGCGCACCAUCGUGAGAGAGACGCUGAGGAAGUGGUUCUCGUUUCACAGUCCAGUUGGGAAGGCUGAGAAUCGACGCCUCGACGUGCGACUAGAGUCUUGGCGUGAGUGGUACAGCACUCAAUUGCGGAGGGAGGCUAUUCUUUCUUAG
Molecule: messenger RNA, 735 nt
Organism: Eimeria mitis
Lineage: Eukaryota; Apicomplexa; Conoidasida; Eucoccidiorida; Eimeriidae
Exons: 9
Coding region: 1-735 (244 amino acids)
Source: RefSeq, a predicted model, not a curated record